Papaver somniferum (opium poppy) is the source of this 1227-nucleotide messenger RNA. RefSeq names its product F-box/kelch-repeat protein At3g06240-like. NCBI's taxonomy places the organism in Eukaryota, Viridiplantae, Streptophyta, Magnoliopsida, Ranunculales, Papaveraceae. The transcript has a single exon. Bases 1 to 1227 code for a protein of 408 amino acids. Gene Ontology annotation, molecular function: protein binding. The record is from RefSeq and is a predicted model, not a curated record.
AUGAAGAAUUUCAAUAAGAUUUUUCCAGCAGAUAUCAUUUCUGACAUGUUGACUCGUUUACCCACUGAAUCAGUCCUGAAAAGCAAGUUGGUCUGCAAAACAUGGAAGGAUCUCAUUCAUCAUCCAUCGUUCCCCGAGCUGCACUUAACUCGUCUGAAUCAUCCUGAUUCAACCGAUUCAGGUAAGUUGCGGUAUGUUUUCUUGAAUUCAUCCGAUGAUGAUGAUUAUAACAAACAUGUUUGCUAUUUUGAAUAUAACGAUGAAGAGGAUUGGAAUUAUGCUAAACCAAAACAUAGAAAGAUCAUGUUAGACACUGAACUGGAUUCCUACAUCGUAAUUGGUUCGUUUAAUGGUUUGAUUUGUAUUUACGGAACUUCUCAUAUGCCUGAAGCUGGACCUGCUAUCAUUUUUAACCCGAUGACAAAAGAAUAUGUUGUUCUUCCAGAAUUUGAUUGUUAUCCAGAGUACAAGACAAAAGGUUCAAUAACGAUUCAAUAUCAUCAUUUGGCGUGUGGAUUUGGUUACCUUCCUGAAACGAAUGAGUAUAAAGUUGUCAGGAUUUACGAGUUAGGUGGAGACCCUGAUUUUAUAGAGGUUGAGGUAUACACUGUUGGAAGUUGCAAUGGAUGGAGGCACGUUGGAAAAUUUGGUUUUGGUUUUCCGUUUGACACACAUUAUCAGCAAACACAUGGUGUGUUUCUGAAUGGAUGUCUUCAUUGGAGGAAUACUGAAGGAGGAAUGGUUAUGGUAUUUGAUUUGGCUGAUGAAAAGUUUCGAGACCAUAUUUCACCACCUCCUAUGCUAAUGGACACCGAUGAUGAUGAAGAAGAAGAUGAUGAUGAUUUUCCUGUGAUAGGUGUUUCUGGUGGUGGGUUUUUAUAUUAUGCUGUUUGUCACUCUUUCGAAGGACGUGAAUCUGAUGGUGUAUGGCUGUUAAUGAAGGAGAAUGAUGAUCAUGUCAUGAACGAAUCUGAAGAACACCAGUCAUGGGGUUGGAUUAAAGCUAGAAGUCUUGACCAAAGAGAACCGUUUGCCUUUUUGGAGGGUGGCACAGUUUUACGUUAUGAUCAGGGCAAUGUCAAGAUAUUUCUCUCAUCAACUUCAACCUGGGAAAACCUUGUAAAUUUUAGUGCAAUAUCUCGACAAGUAUAUCCACACAAGCACACCUUAGUUUCAUUGAAAGUGUUAGGAGAAGAAAAUGUGGAAAUAAUGAAGUCUCAGCAGUGA